AAAUGAGAAAACGCCUUAAGAUAAUUAAUUGUAACAAGAAUGCAGCUCAAAGGAUCUCAAUUUGAACUAAGAGUUUGUACAACAUAUUGGAACUCUAAUCUAUAAUCAGCGCUCGGUUUACUAGAUGCGCAACUGUCUCAUCUCAAUGGGUUCCUAUUCAUUUUGGUCGAGGAGUUCUCUCCAGUAAUAUCAAAUGUAAUGAAAGCGUUGAUUUAUGCUUUACUUGCGUGCUUUUUACUGGAUGCAGACGUUUCGGCUGUUUUGUUGGUUAAAGACCUCUCAUCAAGAACUUCUGUUGAAGAGUUUGAGGAUUCGGAAGCACUCUUUGGUAGAGCAGUUUCUAAGGGAUCCUUGAUACUAGGACGAAUUCAUGCAUCUGAACCACUAGAUGGCUGUAUAGACCGAAUACCCAAACCUAAAAAUGCGUCCAAUUCAACUCUUCCUUACAUCUCACUCAUCAAACGUGGGAACUGCUCUUUUGUAGAUAAGGCUAUAGCGGCCGAAAAAGGUGGAUAUAUUGCAGCUGUUAUUUUCAAUGAUGCGGAUGACAGUACUUUCCCAAUGGGGUACAAUUCAUCCACAAAUGUCGGUAUUCCUGCAGUCAUGGUUGGUUUAUCUGACGGUGAGCUCUUACUGAAUAAGUACUGGGAGUCACGUUAUUUUGUUGAAAUCUUACCUACUCAUCGCCGAAGUAUCCUGUUAUAUCUUAUUCCACUUAUAACAUGUCUGCUGAUAUCUGUAGUCGCACUAAGUGUGGCAUAUGGGAUUCGGUUUUUGAAUCAAUACCGAAGAAGAUAUCGAUAUUGCUUACCAGCCAAAGAGUUACGUAAAAUACCUGAAACUUUAUUUACUAAAGACUCCAGUGAAUUUGAAACUUGUGCGAUUUGUUUAGAAGAUUAUAAAGAUGGUAAUAAAUUGAGAGUAUUACCAUGUAGGCACGCUUACCACAGUAAAUGUGUAGAUCCAUGGCUUUUAAAACGUCGUGGUGUUUGUCCUAUAUGUAAGAAAAAAGUUCACAAUCGUCCCAGAGUCAACAUUUCAAACUCUACAAGAUUUAGACGCGCUUCUGCAUAUGCCACUACAUCUGAAGCUCCACUUUUGGAUGAUUCAUCUUUCGAAGAAGAUUCUGAUUCAGAAGAUACAAUUUCAUCACCUCAAUUUAGUUCCUUCGGUGAGGACGUCCAUUCAGAUGAACAUACUCCACUUAUUAAUGCUUCUGCUGACCAAUCAAGUGCUUCAUCACUUAAGCGAAUGAAGAUGACUGCCUCAAUCCGUGAAACUUUGGAAAGCUUUCUCACAAAUGUAUCAGGUUCUUAUUCCAGAGGUCAUAGUUCAUCUGAGCAUGAACAGGGAACUAACAAUGUUAAUACAGCCGUGGAAUUACAACCUGAAUGUUCUCAGAUUGUUGCUGAAUCUCUCGCAACAGGUUUUUCACUUCCGGUUGGUGUUACAUACUACUUAUGUCGACCGACGUAAGUAGCAUACACUACACUCGUUCACCCUUUAAACAGUCGCUCUUGCGGUUGUUCUGCUCGCCGUGCUACCUUCUUUGCUAAAAUCUGUGCUACGCUCCCCGUUAAAAUGUCGAGUCUGCCGGUAUGCUGACCUCCAUAGCAAUGUUGAUAUAAGUAGCAUACACCACAAUAUCACUUCAUAAUGUAAACUGUAUUUGAUCCACUGAGAAACUUAAUAACCUACCUAGCGCCAUGUUGUUUCAUCAUUUACUGCCUUCAUGGUAUAUGCAAUAAAUCUAUUUGCAUACAAACAUUGUUCUUCACAAAUAACAUUCAUAUACUUUUUUCGACAUUAAUAGCUCAUUAGUUUGAAUCAUAAAUUCUGCUCUAAUCUACGCUUCCUUAAUUCAGCUUACCUAUCAGAUGGUUAUCACACAUACAUUUUGAUGAUUUCUAGCUUCAUAAUACACAAAUUUUUCCAAAGUUGCUUUAUAUUAUUUAUAUGAAGUAUUCUCUUUAUCCUUUUUAUUGUGUUGUAUUUUCUCAUUAGGUAAACAGUGUAGUGAAAGUGACACUGAAUCUGGACUAAAUAAUGAAAUCAAUGAUAGUCAAUCAACUUCUGUAAUGAUUACUCAUGUUAAAGUACAUACGGAUGAAUCUCAUGUUUAAGUAGCAUUCAUAUAUACAUAGUGUAUCCUGUUUUUAUUUGUUUGUCUUAACCACUUUAUUUUUGCACAAUUCACAAUAAUGAAUAGUAAUGAAAUUGUAUUAUCAAAACCAUUGAGUUUUAAAUACAGAGCUAUUUGUUUCUCAUACUUAUUUUUAUUAUCCUCUUUUUUUUCUAUUGAAAAGAAUAAAAAGUUAAACCUUUAUCAGUCGAUUUAAUUCUCUCAUAUACGUUUGCAUAAUUAAUGGGUAAUUUGUAUAUUUUUUUAAUCUCCGUUGUUGACGGACUAAUUGGUUGGUUUAAAUGAUUGAUUGAUCAAUUGAACAUUCAGACAAUUUUUUCUUUGUUUUGAAUAUUGUUCGUUUAUUGAUGCAUUGUGUUACUAUUGUGUUUGUGUUUAUUUGUUUGACUGUUAUAUCCUAUCAGAUUUCGAUUGUCAGAAUCAUCAUAACGCAUUUCAUAUAAUUAUGCAUACACAUAUUUGGCCGUGUAUAAAUACGAUUUCACUGUAUUGAGAUUUAUAACUUGGUUUAAUUAACAUUAUUAUACGUUAAUUUUCUUACCGGUCAACUGAUUACUAAUUAAUCUGUUCUUCAUAGAAUUAGAUAAUAUCUUAUUUUGUGAUCUCUUUUUAUCAUUUACCUUAUUUUUCACGAGCUUGUUUAGAAUAAAAUGAAGUACUUUUAUCUAUAGAGUUGUGUUUGUUAUUCUAUGAUUGAAGACGAUAGUUGUUUAGACUAGAAAUCACCUUAUAAUACUUUUUUGAAAUAAUCAGUUUAGAGAUUUCGCUAGUUGGAUUUUUGAGGCAACAGAUAAAAUAGUUCCAGUUUCAUAAUGUAUCUGCCACUUGCAGCACUAUGAAGAGCAAAAUAUAAUUGAUAUUAAUAAUCAACAGUCUCAUCAAAUGAUUUCUGUGCAUUCAGGUUCAAAUCUUAUUUAUAUCAUACAACAGAGUAGGUAAUGGCUAAGGAUUCGUAAUUAUUUGUCAAUCAUCCCUUUGACUGUACUCACAUACUUUCUUAGACAGCUACAUUUUUACAAAACAAUUGUCUGCAAUAUAGUAGUUUAUUUCUUAGUAGCGACAUAUAUCAAAUGUCACCUUGUGACUAACCUAUUAGUAUUAUUUAUAUAUUUGAGUAAAUAAUUUCCUUAUAUCUCGAAGGGUUACCAGUUUUGAGAUGACUUCAAUGCUAUAUUUUCACUAAUAUGUUAGUGCUAACUAGUAUCCUAUAACUAGAUUGCAAAAUUAACUAAGUUUUAACUUUGUGCUAACCCAUUUAUUGUUAGUGCAACGGCCGUGGUUGCUACCUUGACGUGAUGGUCGGUCUAGCCUAUCGUGACGACUCAACCUAGUUAUGUUGGUUGUAACACAUGUUCCUUCAAUUCCUACGAUGCCAGGUAGAUUGGUUGGAGAACUGUGAGACUAAAAAAAGCAAAUUAAGGUCCGAGGGCUAAGUCGUACUGCUGACUGUUGAGGGGUGUGACAACAGUAAG
Molecule: messenger RNA, 3615 nt
Organism: Schistosoma rodhaini
Lineage: Eukaryota; Metazoa; Platyhelminthes; Trematoda; Strigeidida; Schistosomatidae
Source: the annotation of a GenBank genome assembly